AUGUCUGUGGGUUUCUUGUUAGCCAGUCCUAGUGAUGCUGUCAUUUGGAGAGGACCAAAGAAAAAUGGUAAGAGACAUCUUAUUUGUUGUAGUGACUUGAUUAAGGCCAUCCAGGCAAGUAUUUUAAACAAAUCAAUUGUUGACUAACAAAGAUUUUUAACUUAGUGUUAUUUAAAAAUCUAUUAAAAUUCAGUUGUAAAUUUUCUUGUGAUCUGGAUUGCUGGGAUUUGGCAGGAUGGGUCCAAAAAAAUUUUGGCCGAGCAGUUUUAACUUUCUGGCCAUGUGCAAUCAAUAAAAUGAUGUUGAUUUCCACAGCAGAUUACUGACCAACAAAUUUCGAUUCGUGUUGAACGAGUGAGUGAUGAAAAGUCCAAAGGAACAAAAAUUUCUUGCCUCCAUAUUGAUUAUUUCAUGUGCUGUUAUUUACCUCUGUUCGUAACUUUCUGCUGCCUGCUUUGUAAAAUCAAUAAGCCAACACUGUAGCUUGCUUCCUAUCUUGUUUGACAAAAAAAUUUGGUUGUGUAAAAUCUACUUUUGAUCAUUGUUGUUAAUGAAAAACCUGCCAGUGGUUGGGUUUUUGAAUUUAUUCAUGAUUGAAAGGUACAUUAAUAUUGAAAUGCACGAACUAAUAUAAAUGAAUUUAUCAUAAGUAAACUCAGUCCUAGCAGCCCAAACUUCUUUUGUUUUCUUAAGAUGAUCUGCCCAUUAAAUAAAAAGGAGUGAAAAACAGCUUGAGUAUAAUUCGUUCCAGAUUUUUUAGUUAAGCAUUAGUAGGAGGGCCCAUGUGGGAUACUAAUAUUUUAGGGCUAUGCUCUAAGAAAAGUGAGUGAAAAUCAGUGGUGCCUUGCAUAUGAUUUCUGUACAUAAACUGAGAUUUUAUGGUCUUUUGUCACUCAAGAGCAAUAGCAAGUCACCAAGGGCCACCAGGGCACUGCCAGAGCACAACUCUGUAAUUUUCAUGGUUUGCCCAGGAAAAAGGAAGUUUGCUUUUUGUCCAUAUUGUAGGUUUAAUCAAGCAGUUUUUACGUGAUGUUGACUGGGGUGAUGUAGACUAUCUUGUUGUGGACACACCACCUGGAACAUCUGAUGAGCACCUGUCAGUUGUUCAGUACUUGAGUAAUACUCAUGUAGAUGGAGCCAUUAUCAUUACCACACCACAGGUAAGAAUCGAAGAAAAUCACUGACAAUGUGCAAAAUAAACUGUUCAUCUUCAAAAACAAAAAAUUGUAAAUUGUAAAUUGCUUGUUUACCCACGAAGCACAUAGGAGUUCAUAUGAACUCGUUGAAACGUGUCCGUGCGUUCCAGAUCGAAUUGGAAUUUGGAAGUGUUGGUUUUUGAGGAGAGGGGAAAACCGGAGUAGCCGGAGACGGGAUGGGAUUCUAGUCCAUCGCAGGGUUACCCCCCAGCAGUAUGUCGCCGGUACCCAAUUAUAAACCUGGGUGAAGAAAGACAAAAUGGAGUAAAGUUCUUGUCUAAGGAAACAACGCGACGGGCGAGGCUUAAACCCCGGACCUCCAGAUCCGGAGUUGGAGGUGUUAACCACUCGGCCACACUCGCCUCCACAAAAAAUUUCAAGGGCUUCAGUAUUAUUUUCCCGAAACUUUUAGAUGCAAUUUAACGUAUUACGAAAAUGAGAAUUUUUCUGAUUCCUCUCUCCAUCACAUUUUUGAGUCCGAAAAUUUUAGGUCUUCUUUUUUCUACGAAAAAUAGCCUAGCCCAGGGAGUGAAAUUUGAAAAAUUAAACUUCAGAAAAUCGUAGGGAAUUUAUAAGAUGAGCUUCAAAAAUUGUCGAUGAAUAGAACGGUCAUGGAGACAUUUUUAGCCAUCCUAAAGAAGACGGAUAGAACGUGUUGGACGAUCCCAACUCGUUCAGACGAACUUAACUGCGCCAGACGUCGAACUUUUCUAUGAACUUAAUUCUCUAAGUUUGGUUCGUCUCGUGGAAAGUUCGACGUUUAGCCUAGGCCAUAGAUCGUCCAACACGUUCUAUGCAGCUAGAUCUGCUUCAGACAAAUAACGUCUGAAGAACGUUCUAGAAGGAGAGCAUUCGCAUGUUAUUGCAGUAACCUCAGGUAUACCCUAAAAUCAGUGCUGGGGCCGUUAAUAUUUCUUAUUUUAUUAAUGAUCUCCCAUGCUAUGUUAAGUCAAGGGUCCUUCUUUUUGCCGAUGACACCGUCAUCAAAAAGACUUAAGUGGUAAAUAAAUAAAUAAAUAAAUAAAUAAGAUAGUCUCCGGGACAAACGUCGAACUUCACAUGCGACGAACUAAACUAAUAAUUUAAAUAAAUUUAAUAAUUUUAAAAAUUUGUUUAUCUAGGCUCGUUCGGGAGAAAACUUAUUGAAAUUGCUUUUUGGUCUGAUUUAGUUGAUUCGGAGUUGAUUGGUUCAACGCGUUCUAAGGUCGACGUCUGACCCAACAGACGAUCUUAACUUAAUUCAGGUCGACCCACAUUAGAGUUUGGCUCGUUCCUUGAAAAGUUCGACGUUUGGCCUAGGCCUAAGAGUUUGAAUUUCCACUGUAAACUAAAAGGAGUAAAACUCGAAAUUGCAAACUUGUAAAUAGUAUUUCAAAAUGGAUCUAAAGCAAAAGAAGAGGUAUAUAGAUAAGACAAUAGAGGGUUAACUUUUUUCCCUAAUCGUCCUAGCUGGGGUUUCUUAAAAAUGCAAGAGCGUACCCAAAGUCUGCAUCCCCUGUGCUUGCACAGGCACACCAGAAUAGACCCUGCUGGAAUGAAGGGCAAGUUUGACUGUCCUUAUUAAUUAACCGAGUAGAUUCUAAUAUGCACAUAUGCUUCAAUUCAGUACACUAAGUCUUCCAUUAAACGAACACUGUAACAUAAAAAAUGUUUUAAAAUGCGUCACCUUACGCGGAGUUCAUUGAACGUCAGUACGAAGUUCUUUGGCUCGCACAGUGGCGGCAUCUACCGCUCUCAUCAAAGCUGCUCUUACUCCACGUUCUUCCAGAGCGUUAAUACCUUCAAUAGUAGAACCGCCAGCAGCACACACACUGUCUUUAAGCUCUCCGAGGUGUUUUUGACUUUUCAAAGCCAACUGAGCAGCUCCAGAGGCCGUAUGUGCUACUAAUCGCACUGCUUCCUCGCGUGUUAAUCCGCCACGCACUGCGCCGUCCGCGAGGGCGUCCAGGACGAGGUACACGUACGCGGGACCGCCGCCGGUCAGUGCUGUUAUUAAAUCCAUUAAGCGCUCAUCUACUGUGUGGCAGUAUCCAACUUUGGACAUUAGUUGAUGGACGACUUUUCGGUCUUCGUCGCACGUAAACUUUCCGUAGGAAACAGUUGUAACUCCCUCACAAAUUUGCACCGCGGAAUUCAACAUCAUGCGGACUACUUUGGUAUGACCAGGCAAGGAAUUCUGCAUGUAAUUGAGCGUGACUCCAGCGGCGAUGGACAUAAGUAGAUGAUUUGAAGUCACUACAGGAGAAAUGUCCUUGAAAACGUUUGAGAGUGCACUUGUUGGAGUAGCAAGGAAUACAUAGUUGCAUUCCUUUAAAACUAACUGGUUAUCAUCAGUCACAGCACAGGCCAUGUUGCGAAAUUGAUUCAAGUCAUCCUGUGUACGAGAACUGGCAAUAACUUGGUUUGCUUUGACUGUUCCUGCAGACAAAAGUGCUUUGGCGAUGUACUGUGCUACUUUUCCCGCGCCGAUAAAACCUAACGGUGAGAUCAAACUCAUCUUUAGGUGACCUGUGUGAAGCGUUGUGUGGAGAGAUAAGUACGCCAGGUCUAUUAUCCAGACUCUAUUUCUGCCCUUUCUUCGCCCCGCGCCUGAUAAAGGUUAAAUCUAAUUAGCGUCAAAGGUUUCAAUAAGCAAUGGACCGUGAAACUUGAAGGCCCUGAACCUUGAAAAGUUUCACGGUUCAGAGACUAAUCUGACGGUGAAAUCCAGGUGAAAAUCAAACUCAUUCUUGGCACUUGUAGCUACUUGUUUUUUCUGCUUAAAGAACUUGUAGCCCAUGAAGAUCAAAAGCCUCCAAAGAAUAUCUAAUCAUAUUUAAUUGACCACUACAUAAAAUACCAUAACAUACCAUAAUGCUCUGUGUUUUUCACCCCAAAAUUUUGCAUAAGCAUUGUUUGCAGUUUCUCUUCGGGCCAUUUUAACUCCCAAGAGAAACUGAAGACAAUGCUUAUGCAAAAUUUUGGGGUGACAAACAAAGAGCAUUAUGGUAUGUUAUGGUAUUGUAAGGCCGAUACACACGAGGGAUUUUGCUCCGGGAGCAAAGUUCCUCCGUGUGUACCAACGAUUUCAUGGGUAUACUUCAUCCUCGGGAGCAGAAUUUCCACCCCUCAAAAUGCUCCACGAUAUUUAACCGGUUAAAUAUUUGGGAGUAAACUCCCGGGGCAAAUUGAGCGAACUUGAAAACGCUCCCUCGUGUGUACUGACACGUGCAAAAUGAGCCCGGAGCAUGCUCCGGGAGCAAAACCCCUCGUGUGUAUCGGCCUUUAUGUAUUGGUUAAUAGCUCUAUUGACUCUGUUGUAUGUUAAUAAUAUUGUCUUAUUUAUAGAUGGUGCUUCGUUAACGUCUUUCUGACUGGAAAAAAGCGCUCUUUUACAAGAUAAUCAUUCUAGCCGCCGGUCGAAUAAUUAUUUCGCAAAAAUAGCGCUAUAAAACAGCCCGGAACAAUGAAAAAACACGACACCUGACUAAGUUAACAUUUCGUUAGCACUUUUAUUGGAACAUGUUUUUUCAAAGCUGUGUUUUGGAGCAAAUUGUAGCCGCCGUAUUGUUCAUCUGUAUCUGUUUUUCUCUUAUAAAGCACAAAAGAUCUAUGCUCAGAUGUCUAAAGAGAAACGGUCACGGGAACAGAGAGUGGUCUGCCUGUGUUGGGCGACCCUCUAGGUUUUUGAGGAAGCAGAGUAUCUAGCCGAGCCCAUUUUUGAAAGUCUGAAGUAACAGGGCUUUAAAGAAACUUGAAUGCCAGCUUGUCCUUUGAGCAAGCACCUCUCGCAUUUCCUUGGCCGGGGCCACCUCUUGCUUGUCUUAGUUAAUGACUUUGUUAGAGGAUGACUUGACCCUUGCCUAUUUGGCAAGUAAGCUUUAAAAGUUACCGAUUCAGCAAGAAAAUCAACUUGCCCCGGACUAACAGACGGAAGUUUUUUCCAGCCCUAAAGUAAGUUAGCAAGCAAGCAAGCAUGUAUAGUUCACGAAAUCGACUGGCAUGACAAUAGAAAGUAAUUGACAUGUUUGUCUCCAUUGUCUGGUCAAUGAUCGUUGAAGCGAACAGUUCUUAAUGACUGAAUGCUCAUCGCUGUUAAAUAUUUACUACGCCUGAUUUCUGUAACGGUUUACAACACUUUCGGAAGCCGUCUUCGUCAAACGAUCACAUACACGGCGGAAGUCGCCAGGGGCAAAUGUUUUUGUUCAUUUUAGCGAUCGUAGGCGUGCCAUGUUUGCUUGACUCGAUUUACUGCGAAAAUGGCGCCAAGUUAUGUCUGCGGCGCUACGCUCAACAAUUUAUUGGCAUUUCCAUGUGAGUAAGUGGCAUUGCUUAUGACAAUAUUAAUUAAAAUAUUAAAAAGUAGUAACAUCAGUAAUAUAAAAAUUUUCGCGCCUAAAAAAGAGCGCGUAUCGCAUGUUCUCGCGGGAGGGGAUUCCUCGUGCCCUCGCACGUGUUAGUCGCUCCACUACAGGGGCUCCAAGAAUGUACAAGAGGAGUCCUCCUGUUGAACGGUCAUAGUGUCCACUUUUCAAACAUAGGCGUGCUAAAGACAGGCUCCAAUCUCGCUAACAAACGCCUAAAACCCGCAAACGAGUACAGCACGGUUCAGUUCGUCACACAUUCUUCCUGCGCUGGUCUCAUCGUCUUUCAUAUUUCUCUGCUUUCUUCGUUUUGUUGCACAGAUUAUCCUACUCAAUCUUUUCCAUUCGUUUUUAUGUGUCAUUCAACAGUUGAUUUCCAAGCAUUCAGGACACGGGAACCGUUCAAAGCGUUUUUACAAGCGUUAUUGGAACAGAUCUUGGGUCCGCUGCCUAAGAGCAAGUUCCAUGAACCAUUUCACAAAAUAGAUGUUGUUUCACGAUCUUUUAUUAGAGACUUUUUUAGUCUAAACUGACGACUAGACUACGAGGACGAGAUUUUCUCAAUACUAAGAAGCGAGCGAGUAGCGCUAUCGUUAUUAGGAACUUUAAGAUUCAACGACGCGGACAGCAACGAGAACGUCAAAAAACAAUAGGUUUUAUAGGCAAAACAACAACUCUGCACGUGCAUCACGCUUUUUUGUACCUUUCUUAGCCCGUUUUUGCACGAGUACGACGUGAAAAUGCAUAAUUUCGCGUUUUUUGGAGGACGUAAACAAGCAACGACAAAAUUUUAUUUCUCUUUCUGAACUUGGAUGUGGUCCCAAAGAAUUCAACUCCAGUAGGGUUCGCCUACAUUUGACAAAUUAUGUGGGUAGGAAUAAACGCAAAUUCACUUUUUAAGCGACGUUCUCAUUGCCGUCGCGUCGUUGAAUCUUGAAGUCCCUAUUGGCGGGAAAACGUGAAAGCCGUCAUCAUUCAACGCGUUUUGGCGAGAAAUGUUAGAAGUUUUAUCAUUUUACGAUCAGGAGAGGGCUUUACUAGGUUAACAUUCUUCAAUAAAAAUAAUCGUGCUAACUUUCUGGUGUAAAAAAAAAAAAGUACGAUAGAGCUUUUCGGGUUGUGUAUUUUUUGAGAAUACGCGUGCUCGUCCUGGAAUCUACAGGUGCCUUUAAUCCGUUCUGGCAGACGUGUUCUACCUUUAACUUCUGCAUACUUCAAUACGCUUUCGUUACUAAAAAAAAUGAUCCCAUUUGUUCAAGAUGAGAAAGUAACAGAGCUUCAAGUACAGUAUAGUCUGUCAAGUAUAAGUCACCUUGAAUAUUGGAGAAAUUUAUCUAUCUUUUAUUAACCUUUAUUUGCUGCCUAGUGAAAUUCCCUUGCGACAUGCACUGACUGGUGCUGGCUCUCUCUUAAGAAAAUCAUUGAUUGAACGAUUGUUAUUAUUUUGUAUUUAAAGGAAGUGUCACUACUUGAUGUGCGUAAAGAAAUCAACUUUUGCAAGAAAGUAAAGAUGCCAGUUAUCGGAGUUGUGGAAAAUAUGAGUGGUUUCGUUUGCCCCAAGUGCAAGGUAUGUGUUUUAAACACUCAGCAAUUUAAUAACUACCAUGGGACAGAUUUUUUAGACCAAAGCUGGUUCACGAGGAUGCCUUAUUUUGAGGCCUCGUCGACGCGCCCACACGUAUUGUAUUCGAAACGUUUUCGCCAGUCCACGCGAAAACUCUUAAACGAUGGAAAUACGAUAGCAUGCGUUUUGUGAUUUAUGAGAUCAUCGUAUUCGAAAACCUCCGUUUUCGUCCGUACGCACGAAAACGGAAGAGCCGGCAUUUUCAAAAAUAUCCUCUGACUCCGGAGGGCGUUUUGAACAGGUGUCUUUUCGGUGACCGUUUUCAGCGGAUACGCGUGGACGUUAGGCCAAAACGUAGAAAAACUCUCCGUUUUCAAACAAUAACGGAUAGGCAUUGACGGGGCCGUGGAGACAGUAGGGACAGAUUUUGUGUACCAAAGCUAGUUAACGAAGAUCAGUUAUUCUUGAGUCUCUUUACAAUGAACAGUUAGCGUUCAAAAUUAAAAUGAAGAACGGCGAAUGGGAAACAGGAAGCGGGGAACGGGAAAUUGAAGAAUUGUAACAAAGCAGAGAAUUGGAAAAGAAGAUAUUGGUGGGGCAUCCAGUGAGGUUUUUGACGUACCGUCGCCGUCCUCGUUUCUUUUGCUCCCCGUAAGCACUGGUCUAAAGUACGGAGUUUAUAAUCCACAUCAAAAUUAUCUCUCCGGGCCGGAGGCAAACAAGCCGAAUAUUUAUAAGCAUUAGUGAGAAGCUGAACUCGAAACUAUUUCACGCUGUUCCUAUGCAGCAAUUAGUUUGAGCAACUUUUAAUGUAACAAUUGAGGACUACAUGCUUCUACGAGAACAGUGAAGGUUAGUUUUAAAAGAAUUGAAGGAUGCUGCCUGUUUGCUAAAAUUUGAUAACUUGUGUUAACUUUUUUUGAUACAGAAAGAAUCACAGAUCUUUCCACCGACAACAGGGGGAGCAGAGAAAAUGGCAUCAGAUAUGGAAGUUCCUUUUCUGGGCAAAUUACCUCUUGAUCCUCGGAUAGGCCGCUGCUGUGACGAAGGAAAGUCAUUUCUAACCGAAGUUCCAGAUUCGCCGGCUGCCGAUGCGUACAAAAAAAUCAUUCAAAGUACGUUGCUUUCAUGUACUCGGCCAUCG
Porites evermanni is the source of this 8247-nucleotide messenger RNA. The record is from the annotation of a GenBank genome assembly. NCBI's taxonomy places the organism in Eukaryota, Metazoa, Cnidaria, Anthozoa, Scleractinia, Poritidae.